Molecule: messenger RNA, 2983 nt
Organism: Lagenorhynchus albirostris (white-beaked dolphin)
Lineage: Eukaryota; Metazoa; Chordata; Mammalia; Artiodactyla; Delphinidae
Gene: VIPR1
Product: vasoactive intestinal peptide receptor 1
Exons: 15
Coding region: 79-1761 (560 amino acids)
Biological process (GO): adenylate cyclase-modulating G protein-coupled receptor signaling pathway; cell surface receptor signaling pathway
Cellular component (GO): plasma membrane
Molecular function (GO): G protein-coupled peptide receptor activity; peptide hormone binding; vasoactive intestinal polypeptide receptor activity
Source: RefSeq, a predicted model, not a curated record
CGUCCGCUGCGCGGUACGCCGCCCAUCCGCCCGCCCUUUACCGGCGCCGGGCCGCCCGCCGCGGACCCGGGGCGGACCAUGCGCCCUCCUAGACCUCCGCCCGCCCGCUGGCUCUGCGUGCUGGUCGGCGCCCUAGCCUGCGCCCUCGGGCCAGCGGGCGGCUGGGAAGUCGGGCUGCAGCAGGAGGAGUGUGACUAUAUGCAGAUGAUCAAGGUACAGCACAACCAGUGCCUGAAGGAGGCCCAGCUGGAGAAUGAAACAACAGCUUCCCGACCCUGCUGUCUCCAGCAGGACGCCUCCCUGACCACGUGCCCCCUACCAGCCCCUCUUCCCUGGCUCCCCCGCUGCCUGCUGGCCUGCACCCCAGCACAGUUCACAACCCAGGCCUGGUGUCUGGCAGGGUCAGUCCCCCAAGAAUCAGCUCCUGGGAAGGGGCAUGGCCUCCGGGCCCCCAGUGAGCUCCUGAGAUCUGGGGCUGAUGGGGGCCUGCAGUUUGAUGAGUGGCUGCUUGAAGCCUCCAGGCCGGCCCACCCUCUGCUGCAGCGGGAGAAAGCUGAGGGGGUGAGGAGGGGCGUUCUCAAAACGUGCAUCGUGGUGAUGGUGACGGUCAUGGUCAUGGUGAUGCUGGUGCUGAUGGAGGUGCUGAUGGUGGUGGUGCAGGUGAGAAAGGAGCUAGACGGCCGCAACGUGAGCCGCAGCUGCACUGACGAGGGCUGGACGCCCCUGGAGCCUGGUCCCUACCCCGUUGCCUGUGGCUUGGAUGACAACGCAUCGAGUUUGGACGAGCAGCAGACAAUGUUCUACAGUUCUGUGAAGACUGGCUACACCGUCGGCUACAGCCUGUCCCUCGCCACCCUCCUUGUCGCCACUGCCAUCCUGAGCCUGUUCAGGAAGCUCCACUGCACGCGGAACUACAUCCACAUCCAUCUCUUCGUAUCCUUCAUCCUGAGGGCCACCGCUGUCUUCAUCAAAGACUUGGCCCUCUUCGACAGCGGGGAGUCGGACCACUGCUCCAAGGGCUCGGUGGGCUGUAAGGCGGCCGUGGUGUUAUUCCAGUACUGUGUCAUGGCCAACUUCUUCUGGCUGCUGGUGGAGGGCCUCUACCUGCACACCCUGCUCGCUGUCUCCUUCUUCUCCGAGAGGAAGUACUUCUGGGGGUACAUAUUCAUCGGCUGGGGGGUGCCCAGCACAUUCACCAUGGUGUGGACCAUCAUCAGAAUCCAUUUUGAGGAUUACGGAUGCUGGGACACCAUCAUCUCCUCACUGUGGUGGAUCAUAAAGGCCCCCAUCCUCGCCUCCAUCUUGGUGAACUUCAUCCUCUUUAUUCGCAUCAUCAGAAUCCUGGUUCACAAACUGCGGGCCCCAGAUGUCGGGAAGAGUGACAGCAGCCCAUACUCGAGGCUGGCCAAGUCCACCCUUCUGCUGAUCCCCCUGUUUGGAGUGCACUACAUCAUGUUUGCCUUCUUCCCCGACAACUUUAAGGCUGAAGUGAAAAUGGUCUUUGAGCUCGUCGUGGGGUCUUUCCAGGGUUUUGUGGUGGCCGUCCUCUACUGCUUCCUCAAUGGCGAGGUGCAGGCAGAGCUGCGGCGGAAGUGGCGGCGCUGGCAUCUGCAGGGCGUCUUGGGUUGGAAACCCAAAUACCAGCACCCGUCAGCAGGCAGCAGCGGGGCCACGUGCAGCACUCAGGUCUCCAUGCUGACCCGCGUCAGCCCCGGCGCGCGCCGCUCCUCCAGCUUCCAGGCCGAAGUCUCCCUGGUCUGACCUCCAGGUGCCCAGGCGGGUGGGCGGCCCCUCCCAUCGGCACCGCCCCCCACCCCGCGCGGCAGCGGGGGCAAAGGCCUGCCAGGCGAGGUCAGCCCCAGCCCUGAGCUCGGGGGCUGCCCGGGCACCCCCAGCUCACUGUCCGGAAGCCCCUGGAGAACGCUGCCCUUGCGCCUGCCUGGGGAGACGAUGGGGGAGAGCUGGGAGCUCCUACCUAGAAGAUGAGGGGUGGAGCUCAGUCUUCAGACUCCGCCCCCAAAGGCCCCCUCCGCCCAUUAAGGGCAAGAAAUCUGCAUACUCUCACCUGAUUCCACGGCCUGGUAGAUCUCGCUACCCAUCCGAGGAGGGCCACCGCCUAUCCCCUGACAAUGCAUGUGGGAACGUGGUGUGAUCUGAGGGGACAAAGGUCUUGCCCCAAAAGGUCACCUGCCACCGCCACCUCGACAGUGCCUGAAGUUCCACCAUUGCUGUCAGUUUCCUUUGGGUUAAGCAUCACCAUUCAGGCAUCUCUCCAAAGACGCGGUCCCCUCCCUCAGUGCCUCCUCAUAGCUGCCAGCUCUUCAAGGUGAAUGAGUUUUUCUGCCUCCGGCAGAUGCGGUUGUAAACGAGGGGUUUUGGUUUGGGGAGGGCAGCUAUCUUCAUAGUCCCCGCUAAAGUGGAGUCAUCCCGGGAGGGCUGGAACAAUUCCAGGAGCUUGCCACCAGCCCUACCAAUCCUUAUGGGCUGUGGGAGCUGCCCCUGGCUGCCUACCUAUGUGCCAACUAUUAGGACCGGGCUCAGAGAUGUACACUCUUGGGCCCCUUAAUCCUCAGAGCAACCCAGCAAGGCGGGCACUACUGUCCCUAUUUCACAGUGAGCCUCACAGAGAGCAGGUACCUCAUCUUGUCACACAGACAGCAUUUGAACUCAGAUCUUGCUGAUGGGAAAGUGAAAGCACAGACUCUUAACUGCUGCCUUUUAUAUAUUGUAGCAAGCUGGAUCCUCUUGCUUAUUUGUAUCACCACUGAUAUUGUUAUUACCACCAUCCCGCAAACCCCAUUCCCACCCCACCCUCCCUGGAGUGUGGCUGAGGAGUCCCCCAGCCCAUGUAUCAUCUGGACAAGAGCCUGGUGGCUGUCAUGUCCUGUGUCCGCCCUGCACCCCUGUGGCCACACGGCUUCCUACUCACGCCCCAGCCAGAAGAUCCCCUUGGGACUGCAAACAGGCUUGUGCAACAAUAAAC